CGUUAGUAGUAGUCAUAUGUGUUGAAUAUUCAGCGUUGUCGUUAGUUUUGAGUGAACCCUUAGCUCCCUUCAGUGCGAUUCUCAUCCAGCCGUCUGGUUCAUCAACACAGCUGCAAUACCGCAAAGCUAAAUUUAGUGCAACUCCUCACACGUGCUUUCGCCGCGAAGUUGGUGGUGUGAAAACGCGUUUAACGGAACUUUAUGUGCAAAACGGCCGGACCUGCAUACCUAUGCGAGAUCGGCGGAGUACCUUCACCAAAGAGUAUAUAAACAACGUUGUUAAUCCCCUCGGAAACCGUCCCAGCAGACCAACGGAAAAUCACAACAGCACCUCCCGGAACGAGGAGCGCGCCGCAGCUUCUGAUCCCUCCGAAGAUCAGAGUGCGAUAAUGCUGAUGCCCAGCGCUGGACUUCCGGCCUCCAACGAGGCCGAUAGUCUUGGACUCGGAGGCCUGGGCACUUUGGCCAACACCAAUUCGAAUGCGAACACCAACAAUGGAGUGCAACAUAAGGACACCACGUGGACGAAAUUGUUCGUGGGAGGAUUGCCCUAUCACACUACGGAUCAGUCUCUAAGAGAACAUUUCUCGGUUUAUGGAGAAAUCGAAGAAGCAGUGGUCAUCACUGAUAGACAAACGGGGAAAAGUCGAGGAUAUGGAUUUGUAAUUAUGGGAGAUAAGUCGUCAUCAGAUAGAGCAUGUAAAGACGCUAACCCUAUUAUUGAUGGGCGAAAAGCUAAUGUGAAUUUAGCGAUUCUGGGAGCAAAACCGAGAGGAAAUGCGCAAACCGGCUUCCCGUUUCAAGGAAUCCGGGCUGGUUACCCUACACUUCUUCCGGGCCAGUACGGAAUGCCUCCUGGUUACGUGUACCAAUCUCCGUAUUUAACCGCUGCCGCCCCCGGGAGUCUUGUGCCCCUUCCAGCGACUCAACUGACCCAUGCGGCCGCUGUUGCCGCCGCCACGUCGCAGUUUUACGAGUAUCAAAAUGCCGCCGCCGUUGCAGCUGCAGCUGCCGCCCCCUAUACCGGCCAAUAUGCGAAUGGAUUCGAUGCAUAUACUCCGUAUACGGGAGCUGCAGGGGCAGCAGGAUAUUUGCCGUAUACUUAUACACUUCCUCAGACACCUGGACUCCCAGCAGCAACAGCAGGAGCUUUUCCUGCUAUUCCUUAUCAAACAGCAGCUCAAGCACAGACAUUACAAGAAGCAAGAUUGCAAUAAAUUAGAUUAAUUAGCACAUCCGCUUCGAAAUCGACUGUUUCACCGCAUUUUAGAAAGUCAGGCGCCAUCUGUUGAUUAAAUUCUGUAUAGGAUGUGCUUUGGCGCUACGUUCGUCGAAUAUUUACUCAUUUUUGAAACUGAGAUCUAAUUUAAUUAGAUCUGACUUUAUUUAUUAAGACAAAUUUAUUUUAAAUUAUUAUUCCAGUUAGUUACCAUUUUAUGAGUUAAGUAAUAAUGCUCAAUGAAUAUGACAGACUUUGAUUGCUCCUACUUUUGCAGAAAGUUUUUGUUGUUACUGCAAAAGAAAGUGCAAUAAAUUUCAAGAAUAAGAGGUAGAUAGCUAAUUACUUUAUAGUCUAGUCCUUUACAUAAUAUAAUAAAUAUUAUAUCUACUUAAAUAUUACUUUAAUAUUAGUUGAUAGUUUAGUUAUAGACUUUUAUUGAAGUGAUGUGCAUUUCAGAAAAAUAUCACAGAACUUUUUAUACUGUUUUUAAAUUAGCGCUCUCUAUUAACGUCAAAAAAAUCACAACUGAAAAGCACGUCGUAAUUAAUGAGAAAAGCAGUGAAAGGGAAAUAUUUUGUGAUACAAAAUUUCUGAAUCACAUUCUAGUUCGUUUUGUAAUAUAGUAGCGCUGUUAAGUGUAUAUAUUAAGCACAAGAAAAAUUCUGUGUAAUAGGUUACCUACUUAAAAACCUGUAUAAACUUCUCUUCCAAAAGCACAAUUAAACUAGUGAUUGUAUGGAACUUGCCUAUAUACAUUUUCACUAAUUUCACUCAUUUAGUUUAGAAUGUAAUUAAAAGUCCCUAAUUUUGUAUCACCAUAAAAUUUCAUUAUUCUGGUCAGUAGCAAUUAAGUUAUUUAACAAAUGCAAAUGUAGGGAUUUUUAUAAAUUAUGUUCCUUCUAUGGGUAUUAGCAGACAGUAAAGAUUUUAACAACAAUUAGUGCCUUUUUUAAUACUUCUUGUGAUAGAAAUAGUACUGUCUAGUCAAUUUUUUACAGAUAUGUUCCGUCCAACUGACUAGUGCCCUAAUUAUAAUUGUCAUGCCUUUAAAGUUAGUGCAAACUUUUGUGGAAAUGUACAUAAAUAAACAUACAACAGAGCUGAAUAAAGUUUACAACAUGG
Tribolium madens (black flour beetle) is the source of this 2344-nucleotide messenger RNA. RefSeq names its product RNA-binding protein 24-B-like. The record is from RefSeq and is a predicted model, not a curated record. NCBI's taxonomy places the organism in Eukaryota, Metazoa, Arthropoda, Insecta, Coleoptera, Tenebrionidae. Gene Ontology annotation, molecular function: RNA binding. The transcript is spliced from 5 exons. The coding region runs from base 231 to 1217 and encodes 328 amino acids. Gene Ontology annotation, cellular component: cytosol.